AUGGUGGGCCAAAGCUCACAGGAACUACAAGACCAUCGAAGAUUAAACACUCCCACGGUCAGUUUGGUUCCAAGUCGAGCGCCUAGUAAGGCUCCCAGUAUGAUUCCAAGUCAGGCACCAAGUAAGACUCCCAGUAUGAUUCCAAGUCAAGCACCAAGUAAGACUCCCAGUAUGGUUCCGAGUCAAGCACCUAGCAAAUCUCCAAGCCUGUCUCCAAGCAGGACUCCGAGUAGGAGUCCAAGCGUGGCUCCCAGCAAACUUCCAAGCAAUGCCCCAAGCAAUGUCCCAAGCAGGAUGCCCAGUCUCGCUCCGAGCAAUAAGCCCUCCAAGCAGGCAAGUGCAAUGCCAAGUCGCACGCCGAGUCUUUCUCCCAGUAAAGCUCCAAGCCUUGCUCCAUCAUCAAACCCUUCUCUUUCGGAUGUCCCAAGCGCGAGUAUACAGCCAUCAUCGAAUCCGAGCGGAAGUUCCCAGCCAUCUCUCAGUAAGGCUCCAUCUUUGCAGCCAUCUACAGUGCCAUCAGUUUCCCCGUCAAAACAACCAAGUUCGCUGCCAUCGAUACGGCCAUCCAAUUUGCCUUCUGUCCGGCCAUCCAUCCAACCAAGCAACCAGCCAUCGAUCAAGCCAUCCAAUGGUCCAUCCACAGUACCUUCCAGGCAGCCGAGCUUAUCCCCAUCCAAAUCCUUGAAUCCGAGUAACGUACCAAGUGCCAGUGAUGCACCGUCCCUUGCUCCUUCCGGCGCCCCUUCCAAAGUUCCAAGUGCGGCGCCUUCGCAACUCCCAACGAUCCCGGGUGCGAGUGCCAGGCCAAGCGCCGCAGCAUCGUCCAAUCCUUCCAAUCGGCCAUCCACAAUCCCUUCGGUAAAACCAUCGAAUCUGCCUUCCGUGCUUCCGUCCCUUUUACCGUCGGCCUCCAACGCACCAUCGAAGGCCGAUGUGACGGCGGUUCCGACUCCUGUGGUGGCCAUUGAUCGAGAAGCGACAAUUUCGGUGGAAAUUGGAAUUGAUGGUCUCAAUUCUUUGGAUGCCAUUUGCAGCGGGUUUGACGAGUUUCUUUCGCAAGGGAUUCAAGAUGCCUAUGGCACCGGCGCAAGGUCUACAAUUACCUGCACCAAAGAGCAAGAACUCGAACGACGAAAGCUACAAAAUGACAAUAUUUUUACGCCCACCAAUACCGUUUUGGACUACGAAAAACCAGUAUUGAUCACCGUGUCGACGACAUUUCCCAAUUUUCGAACGGCCCCAAGGCAAUUUGGAUUCUUGGAAUUUUUGGAACAAUUGGUGGUAUCCGAUCGCGCCAUUACCGAACUGCCACAGUAUAUUCAACAAGCCUUGGGCUCUGAUAUUGAAGGGGUUCAUGUGACCCUGGUGUACACACCCAAGAAACCGAUAUUGAUUGUGGCAUUUGGAGAGGAUGCUCCGACUGCAAGUCCAACAGUCUCCAACGGAACGCAAACACCAGGAUCUCCGUCCGGGGCACGUGGGGUUCUUCAUCAGUCACAUUUGUCAUGGUUGCUUUGCUCCAUUAUUGGGGGUAUAGUAUCUUGGUGA
Messenger RNA from Cylindrotheca closterium, 1548 nucleotides. Lineage: Eukaryota; Bacillariophyta; Bacillariophyceae; Bacillariales; Bacillariaceae. The record is from the annotation of a GenBank genome assembly.